Messenger RNA from Chaetomium fimeti, 1501 nucleotides. RefSeq lists its product as uncharacterized. The record is from RefSeq and is a predicted model, not a curated record. NCBI's taxonomy places the organism in Eukaryota, Fungi, Ascomycota, Sordariomycetes, Sordariales, Chaetomiaceae. The transcript is spliced from 3 exons. Bases 138 to 1397 code for a protein of 419 amino acids.
CAGAAGGGCGUGACGCGGUUUUUUGGCCUCGGAACAGCAAAUUGUCGCCCUAUAUCCUCGGGUCAAUCCCCGAGCCCUCCAUAGAUAACAUUGUGCAACUUUGAAGAUACAGUACCUACUUUCACACUCGACACACAAUGAGAAGCUUUGGUUGGCUCUUGUCAGCCGUCUCCCUUUUGGGAGCCGACUUCGCGGUCGCUGAUCCCGCACAGUUCUGCCCUUCGGGAGCCGGAGGGCUCUGCUACAGCGUUGCCGUCCCCACUUCCUCAGCAGAUGCUGGAUCCGGAAACAUCUACUUCCAGAUUAAGGCCCCGACAUCGCUCCAAUGGGCGGCAUUGGGCACCGGCACAGGGAUGACGGACUCCAGCAUCUUCCUGAUGUACCAGGACGGGAAUGGCAACGUGACCUUGUCGCCCCGACUCGGUACGGGCCACUCUGAGCCCAAGCUGGACACGAGCAGCACCGCCGCCAAACUGACGCUCCUCGCCGGCAGCGGAGUCAGCGAUGAUGGUUCGACCAUGACGGCCAACGUGGCGUGCUCCAACUGCCAGUCCUGGACCGGUGGGGAGAUGUCGCUCCAGAGCACCAGCGCGGCGUGGAUCAGCGCCUGGAAGUCGGGCUCGUCGCUGGCUUCAACCGACAAGGCCGCCACCAUUUCGUACCACGACGACCGUGCCCUGUUCAACAUCGACCUGACCACGGCAACCGUCAGCUCCGACGCGAACCCAUUCGUCCAAGCUAGCAGUGACGGGAAUGGUGAUGGAUCCGGCUCCGGCUCUGGCGGCGGUGAUGGUGGUGACACCGGGGUUGGUGGUGGCGGCUCUAGCGGUGGCAUCACCCAGGCCGCGAUAAGGAAGCCGACAAUCCUGGUGGCGCAUGGCAUCAUCAUGGCGCUUGUCUUCGUCCUUUUUUACCCCCUCGGCUCCGUGAUCAUGCCGCUGGUUGGGAAGUGGUGGUUUCACGCCGCCUGGCAAGCCGUCGCCUUCUGUCUCAUGUGGGCGGGCUUUGCACUGGGCUUCGUUACGGGCGAGAGAUUUGGCAUGCUUUGGAACGAGCCGCAUCUCAUCUUCGGAACUGUCGUCGUCAGCCUGUUGGGCAUCCAGCCCAUCUUCGGCAUCUUGCACCAUCUACAUUAUGUCAAGGCGCACCACCGAGGUGUGAUCAGUUACGUGCACAUCUGGUGGGGCCGCAUCCUGAUGGCGCUGGGCGUGAUCAAUGGCGGGCUCGGCCUAAGGCUAGCGAGAGAGGAUAACGGCCCCAUCAUAGCGUAUGGCACGAUUGCUGGUGUCGUCUACUGCGGCUACUUGGCCUACAAGGUUUAUCGAUUUUUGGGCCAUGUAGGCCCUGCCGUUGAUAAGGAGGAGAACCGGGAGAUGAACGAGCAAACACACGCUUGAAGAGCGAAAGAAUAAUGAUAAGCGAAGUUCGCUACGGCGGGCUAUUUUGUUUUCUUACAAGUUUUUAGUUACACUAAUGGAGUAUUGUUAAAAGGAAAGCAAUU